CUUAACUCCAAUGUUCUUUCUUUUACCUAGGUACCUAUAUAGCAAAAUCGUUGGUUCAUGAUUGUCAGGAAGGCAAGACAAUUGUCCGGAUACUACCAUUAUUUGAUGAACAUCUACUUUAAAAAUUUACUACGCUUGAAUGCAGAUAGACAAUAGUGUAGUUGGCUUACUCUGUCUUCUGGUGUUGGAGCUCAGCCCGCCAUUUACGAGUUGAUAAGACACCAAGGAUGAUCUCAGAGGUUUUGUUUGAUAAUAGUUUUGCAGAUCGUUUGCUCUCUGUAGAUGAGUUCCAUUGUGGAGUAAUGAUAGGCGGACGGUUUGGUUCCCAGGAGUGCUUGUUCUUACCCAUUGACAUUCCAAAAGAUGACACUUCAGUCGAUCCAUCCCAUCGAUCUGUUUCGCCCCGUAUGAUUGAGGAUUUAAGCGAAAAAUGGAUUGCGUCACAUUGUAGAAAUCUUGCGCGGAUGAUUCCAGGGGGUGUUCACAUAAGUGGGAUUUGUCUGACUGUCCCUUAUGGCGAAUUCAACGGUCAUACUAAUCACAUUCAGAAAAUUCUCUCUCAUAUAUCGCGGGAUGACACACCCAUGAACAGGUUUAUUUGUCCAAAAAGUACAGAAAAAUUAGUGUUGGUGGCUGACCCCAAAACAAAAAAAUUUCAAUGCAAGGCUUCUGCUGCAGAUGGAUCUAAUAGUCAAUUUCGAACAGUGGAAGUAAAGAUUCGCCCAUUCAUUGAUCGAUGGGUAUCAUUCAAAACACAUAUACUACUGUCUUUGGAGACUCACUUACCAUCUGAUCGGAAAAAAGAGAAAAUCUUGUAUCAGCUUCAGGUAUUCACAAUUAUUUUUAACGCUGCUGUCGAACCUUACCUUCAAUCCUUGGUUACCGAAACACAGUUGCUGAUCAAUGGCGAAUUGCAUCAAGCUGAUGAAAAAUUACUAAAAGAUAUAGAUUUUUCUGUACCCCUUGAUGCUGACAUCCAAACCAAAAAGAACAAAAAAUCGUCCAAGUCAAAGCGUUAUGAUUUACCUCUUAAUGUAGAUCACUCCUUAGUUACUUCGGCGGGGAGUAAGAAAUAUGCGAUUGCCAAGGGGUCCGUUAGUCCAGCUUUUACCCCACUUGAUAUAGUAAUUUUCGGACCACAGUUUCCUCAAUGGCAGCGUGCAAGUUCGUCAUCGUCACUUGAAUCUGGUGCUAGUUCGGAUACAAAUAUGAAUAAUGGAAAUGAUACUAAUGAUUCUUCAGGUAGUUUCGUUCCCAUUAAUCGCUUGUUAAUCAAUGGCCGAAUUCCUGGAAUUGCGUUUUUACCAGCUAAUUCAAGUGUUGGAGACUUACUCGAGGCAUUACGGAAUGAUCUUGUACGGAGUAUACUAACACGACUACAACUUUUAACAGAAGAGUUACACAUUACCAGUGCUGAACUGGAAGUUCCUCGUAUGUUGCUACCUCAACGGGUAUUAGUUCGACUUCCUGCUUGUCCUACACUACCAUUGUCCGAUUAUAAAUUUUUGUCAGAAACUGCUGAAGAUGUUGUAAAUCGUUUGGUUUACUUCUGUUUACCUCUUGGAACUACUCCCACUAUUCCCACAGGGGAGGGGAUUACCUCCGAUACCACUGGUCUAAGAAAUUCUGUUUCUGAAAUUGAGGUGUUGCCCUCACAUGAUCGUAUAGAUGCGUCGUGCCUGGAUACUACUUUGGAAAAAAGUCCUGAACUUAGUGCUGAUGAUGAAUUUUCUGAAUCUGAAUUGAUAGAUGAAGUGGUUGAAUCCGUUCCUGUUUCUAGUCCAUUCACACUGUACAAUCCUAUCAUACUGGUUAUCAGCAUAAUUGUUUUGAUUAUAGCUAUUCUAUUAGCGUAUUACUUCGUUACACAAUCAUACCAAUCAAAAGAUUUCAUACCUCCACCAUUGCCGAAGGAAAUGUGAUCGUCAAUCAAACCCCAUUAUUACUAAUAUUAUUAUUUUAUUCUACAAAUAUAAACAAAAUUAUCAUCCAUUUUCCAACAAUUUACUCUAUAUCUAAUAAAAUGUGUAACUUCAUUUAUUUUGAUAUGUCCAACGAUUCAACCCAUCAUUUCUGUAUUUAUUUCUAAUUAUUAUUCAGUUAUUUGUGUAUUUGAUAAAGAGUUAAACAGAAGAAAUUUUCCAAAAUUAUUUUUCUCUUUCGCUUUUCAUAUGUCAUAUACACACGAAUAGGUCGAAAUGCUCACAAGUUUAUUUUGUUCAAUCUGUGCUGUGAGCUGAACUGGUUUCCUUAUUGUUAUUAAUUUUUAUAUUGUAAAUUUUUUUUACCCUUCUCCUCUUUUUAAAAGUAGAAGUUGCGCAUAAUGACAAAAAUGCAGUGUGUUGUAAAAGGUAAAUUUAUUGUCCAGUCAGUGUGUAAAAACUACACUGGUGAUUUUUUUCUCAAAUAAUAUAUACAAACGAGUAUAUUUCAUAUUUUCUUGGCAUGACUAUGUAUGUGUGCGUAUACCUGUGUACGUUCGUAGAUAAAAGAUUGCGUCACUCUUCUGUUUUUAUUGGGAUUGACUUAGCACAGUUACAAGGAUUACUAUUUGGUAUACCUUGAUUCAUAUUCAUAUUUUCCACUUUACUAGGUAAAUUUCUCAACUGAAAGUCCUCUAUAAGUACAUACACACAAACUUACACCCUUAACUACAUAUUGUGUCAUUUUCUUGUACAAAAUGAAAUUCUUUGUGUUUGCUUGAUUAACAAACAAAACCUUUGGACAAAAAAGAGUGAACGAUUUUUAUGUUUAAUUGUUAAUAUCAUUGUUAUUAUCAGUUUUAAAGUUGUUUAUUUACAUUAUUUUCGAGUGAUAAACUGAUCCUAUUUAAUCUACUGGCUUUUUAUUUUUAAUAUGAAUUAUAUUUGAAUUGUUUGUUUAUAAAUAUGCGCGUGUGUUCGCGCCAUAGACUGUUGAGUAGUUGUUACAUGUUAUUUUUUUAAAGAUGGAUACUCGUUUUACUGUCUAGUGUUUUGCGGAAGAUAAUAGAUAAAGCAGAUCCAAAGGAAAAAGUGAAAUAAAAACACUUCAUUUGUAGUUUCUUUUUUUAAAUUUCUCUGUUGCAUUGUGUUUGUCUGUUCAAGAUUAAUAUUCUUUCUUUUGGAAUGAUUGACAGAUGAUAAUGUGUGUAUUGGAUUUAAUGUGAAUUUUGUUGAUGAUUUACAAGUUUUUCUGGAGUUUUUUCUUAUGUAACGUAACUGAUUAUUUAUCGUUAGUUGUCUUCCCAGUUUAUUGGAUGUCUACCUAAACCACCAUUCAUCACACAGCCCAGAUAUUAGCCAUUUUUAUGGUAUAUACUCUGUAGUCAGUCAUUUGACCUGUUAUAACAUCUAUAUUUUUGACUUAAUCAACACAGUAGUUACAACUAAUGGAUAUUCUACUGUGAUGUACAAUGUCCAUCAUAUGAUGUGAUUUCUAAUCUGGUUGUGCUACAGUAACAAGUGUGAUCAUUCAUCUGUCACUAUGUCUUCAUGUCAACAUGAAAGGAAUGCUAUUUUUGGAUUUGAUAACAAGAGAAAAAGUUUGAAGUUAUUUCUUUAUUAAAAGAAAAGGAGGUUUAUUACAAGAUACAUAUAUUUCAAUUACUUAAUUAGUGA
Molecule: messenger RNA, 3599 nt
Organism: Schistosoma margrebowiei
Lineage: Eukaryota; Metazoa; Platyhelminthes; Trematoda; Strigeidida; Schistosomatidae
Source: the annotation of a GenBank genome assembly